Lodderomyces parapsilosis is the source of this 1902-nucleotide messenger RNA. RefSeq names its product homeodomain family transcription factor (gene CPH1). The record is from RefSeq and is a predicted model, not a curated record. Gene Ontology annotation, cellular component: Tec1p-Ste12p-Dig1p complex; nucleus; Ste12p-Dig1p-Dig2p complex. Gene Ontology annotation, molecular function: DNA-binding transcription factor activity. Gene Ontology annotation, biological process: regulation of DNA-templated transcription; regulation of pseudohyphal growth; sexual reproduction. The transcript has a single exon. Lineage: Eukaryota; Fungi; Ascomycota; Pichiomycetes; Serinales; Debaryomycetaceae. Bases 1 to 1902 code for a protein of 633 amino acids.
AUGUCAUACAACAAAUCCACAACUCAAGAGAUUGAAGAUUCCUUGAGGUUGAUUGACGACUUAAAGUUUUUUCUAGCAACAGCACCCGCUAAUUGGCAAGAGAAUCAGGUCAUUCGGAGAUACUACUUGAACCAUGAUGAAGGUUUUGUGAGCUGUGUUUACUGGAAUAACUUGUACUUCAUCACUGGUACAGACAUUGUUCGAUGUAUCGUUUACAAGUUUGAACAUUUUGGGCGCAAGAUUAUUGAUCGGAAAAAGUUUGAAGAAGGGAUAUUUUCUGAUUUGAGAAAUUUGAAAUGCAAUACUGAUGCUAUAUUGGAACCACCAAGAUCAGAGUUUCUUGAAUUCCUAUUUAAAAACUCUUGCUUAAGAACACAAAAAAAACAAAAAGUGUUUUUUUGGUUCAAUGUGCCUCACGAUAAGUUGAUGGCUGAUGCCUUAGAACGAGACUUGAAAAAGGAAAAGCUUGGCCAAAAGCCAACCACAAUUGCUCAUAAAGAGCCAGCACUCAGUUUCAAAUAUGAUGAAAACUCCAAUUUGUUUGCUCAAUUGACAAAGCACAUUGAAAAUCAGUCACAAAAUGGAGCUUUCAGUCUAUCCAAGACAAGUGCUUUGAAUACUGCGAAUAGCACAACUACUGCCACAUCUACUUCUGAUGAUUGCAACCUACUAGACCAAAAGUCAUCACCAGAGUACUCGUCUUCCACUACCAAUUGGAAAAACGGCCCCAAAUAUCUCAAAGAUGGCGCGGAUCAUUUAUUCAGGUCGAAACCUAACCAAUCGCCAUUCGAUAAGGACGAAAAGAAAACCAUCAACAAGAAAGCAAGCGAUAACGGCGAAGGGGACGGAAAUGAAGAAGAAGAAGAGGAUGAUGAUGACUUCCCCUUGGAUUAUUUUGUGUCCCAAGACAAUAAUGACAGCUAUAUUACCCUAGACUCCAAUUAUGAAGGUAGUAGUUCAUAUGCAAAAUUGUUUGAAGAUGUCAAUGGUGAUGAAUUUCUCGAUCCUAGCCUAUUUAUACCUUCAGAACUGACAAAUGCAGCUCUGAACCAAGUUGUAUUCAAUGAUGAAUACUUGAUUGAACAAACACAACCUUUGAAAACUCCACUACCGCCCUCAAUGCCAGCGUCAAGUGCAAGGGCAAUGUCCUUGACAAAUCAAGACAAUCUAGGAGACGAGUUUUUCUCAUACCCUCAACUAACAGGUUCUUUGGGCAGCAACUACCAAAUUCCAAUGUCAGCUAAACUACAGACGGCUUUUAAACCUCCAGUACCACCUCAACAACAAACAGGUGCAACUGGAGGUCUCGCGACACCCCAAUUUCUCAAAGUUCCUCAACAACAAAUGCAAGUACAAUCUCAAGCAUUUAAUUCGUAUGAUCAACAACCUUAUUUGUCAGAUGUAAAUUACAACUAUAAUCUCAUUCACCCCGAUAGUGAAUAUUGGACAACGGGUCAAAUAAAUUCAAGUUUGACUGAUGCAAAUUCGAUUCUUGAUUACAAUUUGGGUUUAGGAUACGGUUACCCUGUGCAACAACACCCAAUGAUGUAUAUGAAUGACGAGCUUAUGCCCUACUUUGUCAAUCAGCCAAUAAUGGUACCACAACAACUGUCAAUGGCCGCGCUACAUCAACAACAAUUACAACAACAACAACAGCAGCAGCAGCAACAGCUAAAAUACCAAAGCAUGACAAGACAACAACAGAUUAGCAACAAAAUGAUGACUAAAAAGAGGCAAAUGCAGCAGCAGCAACAACAACAAGCUCAAAGACAGAAACUGAAGUUAAAUGGAGUCAUUGGCGGUGGUGGCAUAACCAAAAAAAGUGUGGUCAAAGUGGAAAAGCCACAAAUAUUAUUGAACGAAGUAGUUAACUCCAAAACCAAUAGAAUAAGCAAGGAGUAA